CCUGCCGGAAGUGGCGUAGCGGCAGGGAGGGGUUCUUCACCCGGUCGGGCAGCUGAAGCACGGCGCUCGGGUUACCCCUGCAGCGACGCCCCCUGGUCCCACCGAUACCACUGCUGCUCCCGCCUCUUCGCUCCUCGGCCGCGCAAUGGGCACCCGCGACGACGAGUACGACUACCUCUUCAAAGUUGUCCUUAUUGGAGAUUCUGGUGUGGGAAAGAGUAAUCUCCUGUCUCGAUUUACUCGAAAUGAGUUUAAUCUUGAAAGCAAGAGCACCAUUGGAGUAGAGUUUGCAACAAGAAGCAUCCAGGUUGACGGAAAAACAAUAAAGGCACAAAUAUGGGACACAGCAGGACAAGAGCGAUACCGAGCUAUAACAUCAGCAUACUAUCGUGGAGCUGUAGGUGCCUUAUUGGUUUAUGACAUUGCUAAACAUCUCACAUACGAAAAUGUAGAGCGAUGGCUGAAAGAACUGAGAGAUCAUGCUGAUAGUAACAUCGUUAUCAUGCUUGUGGGCAAUAAGAGUGAUUUGCGUCACCUCAGGGCAGUUCCUACAGAUGAAGCAAGAGCUUUUGCAGAAAAGAAUGGUUUGUCAUUCAUUGAGACAUCUGCUCUAGACUCUACAAAUGUAGAAGCUGCUUUUCAGACAAUCUUGACAGAGAUAUACCGCAUUGUUUCCCAGAAGCAAAUGUCAGACAGACGUGAAAACGACAUGUCUCCAAGCAACAAUGUGGUUCCUAUUCACGUUCCACCAACCACUGAAAACAAGCCAAAGGUGCAGUGCUGUCAGAACAUAUAAGGCGUUUCUCUUCUCCCCUAGAAGGCUGUGUAUAGUCCAAUUCCCAGGUCUGAGAUUUAAAUAUAUUUGUAAUUCUUGUGGUCACUUUUGUGUUUUAUUACUUCCUCAUACUUACAGAUUUUUCCAUGUCUUAAGUCUUUUGAUUUUAGCUUUAUAAAAUCAUCCACUUGUCCCGAAUGACUGCAGCUUUUUUUUGUGCUAUGGCUUCACUAGCCUUAGUUUAAUAAACUGAAUGUUUGGAUUCCUCAAUUAUUGUUUACUUUUCAUCAUGGAAGCUGUCACUGUAGGACAUAAUAUAAACUUGAUCCCUUGAAGCUCAGGCCUAUUGGUCUUGACUAAAUCAAACUAAGAAGACUAGAAAUAAGCUAUUAUUUUGCCACAGAGCAGCGUAUAAAUUAAUACACUCUUCUCUCAGUGCAGUGUAUAUUUCCAUAAAUCGAAGAAUUGCCCUAUAAACAUAGCAGAAUUUUGAGAGCUUGAAAAUUUUCCAUUAUUCUGGAAGUCAAUUUCUAAAAUGCCUUAAUAGGGUUAUGUAGUUUAGUAAAUUUUGUUUUUUAAUUUUUGUAAACAUCAAAGUUGAUUAGAUGGGGGGCACUUUUUUCUGGACAAGAAUUAUCUUAAUAAACAUAAAAGACUGAUGAUUUCAGUAGCAGUAUGGUUAUGGGGCCAUAUGUUGAACAAUGCUGCCUGGCAGGCUGGGAAUUGGAGAGACUGGUGGAGUUCCAUCUGAGGUGCCUCUGUUACAUUGAUCAGGCAGCCCAAGUCAUUUAACUUACCUAAUUUCCCAGCAGUAGAUUGUGUGGCAUUUUAUUGCUCAGGCAAUAACUGGUUUAAUGCUCUUAGUAUCAGAUUGUGAAGUGUUAAUUUUGUCUUAAAACCUUCCAGUAAGUGAAAUGCAACCUAGUUUUCUCACCAUAUCCACCAGCAGGCAUGGAUAAUUGUUUUAACAGUGCUGAUUUUUGAGUUUUGUGGUAUGUUAUGGAAUAUAGUCCAGUUAAGUAUUUGGUUUCAGUAUGUCUGAAGAAUACAAUGAGAGGUUAAUUUCUGCUCAAGUAAUACCACUUAAAGGCAUGUAUUCUUUUAGUACAUAAGAUGAAAUAGUACCUUGAGUUUAAAUAGAGUGCAUUUAGGCAUUGUACAAACCUGAAAGUUUUCUUCCACUACAUUAUUGAAAUCAUUGGAGCAACUCAUUUCUCAUUCAGAAAUGUGCACACUAAUAUUUAGUUUUAUUUUCUUGUGGAUAAUAUUAAGCACUUAACUCUGCAGUGUUCUGAAAGUUGUGUCAACUGAAGUGAUACUAUUCAGGAUGAUGGAAUAUCCCCAAAAUAUACAUAUGUGUGUGGGCUUGCAUAGAUUACUAUGUUUCAUAGUUAAUCUUCUGUCUUUUGCGGUGCUCAUGACGUGUGGGGUGCACGCACGGAAGGCAUUGCUGUGGUUCGUCAUUUGAGUUUUCUUCUGUAGCCAUUUUAUUAUUUUAGUAUAUUGGUUAUGAAGAUACUAUUAUCUGUUUGUAAAUCACUACUUUGUAUUUUAUGCAUGCUCUGUAACUUAAUUUUUUUUUUAGUUACUGAUUUGGAAUAUAUUCACGUUCUAAUAAACAGUUAUAGGGGGACUGUU
Vicugna pacos (alpaca) is the source of this 2413-nucleotide messenger RNA. RefSeq names its product RAB11A, member RAS oncogene family (gene RAB11A). NCBI's taxonomy places the organism in Eukaryota, Metazoa, Chordata, Mammalia, Artiodactyla, Camelidae. Gene Ontology annotation, molecular function: GTPase activity; GTP binding. The record is from RefSeq and is a predicted model, not a curated record.